GUUUCACGUGAAGGUUGUCUUUUUCAAUAAUCUGCAUUUAUACAAAUGGAAAUGGAUACUGAGAAAGAAGUCGGGGAUAUGCGCGUUCUGCUCCAGUCAUGGAAUGUCGCCGAUCUUCUCCCACGCUUGGAAGAGCAGGCCAUCGGCAUAAACGAACUGUACAUGAUGAAACCACAUCACUUGCCUGAGCUGCUCCAGAAUGUUGGCUUGGGAGAGCGCAUACGCUUCGAGCAUCACCUGGAGCGCUGGCGCCAUGGGCUAAAAUGGCCCCUCCAAAGUGUGCAGGAGCAGAAACACUGCCAGGGUUGUCGUUGUGCGACUGACUACGCUGCGGACACUGCCCAUUCCGAUGAUUCAUUGGCUAACUCAAACGCCGAAACCGUGCAGGCCAACAUUGAGCCUGAGCCAGUGGCAAACGAAGUAAAGAAGGAAAGCGGCGAUGAGGACCAGAAGCUGGAAGCGCUUACAGUGCUGGGCAUUCUAAAGGCCGGCGGCACGCGCUCCCAGUCGCUGCUCGAUGUCGUUGGACAGCCAAAGUGCCUGGAUGCAGGGCAGCGGCGGCUGCUCAUCCGGUUGAUUUCCGACUACUACCUAGAAAAUGGUCAGCGACUGUCGCUGCCGUUCAGCUACCAACUGGAGGAGGAGAUACUGCGCCUCUUUCCCAAGGAAGAAUUGCAACAUUACCGCAAAACAUUCCGUGGCAAGAUCUAUGUGCGCUUCAUAAACAUGAAGGGCAACAAGAGAGUCAGCCCUGCCCCACCCCGUCAAAUGCCAAAGCGUAGACGCCACUGA
Molecule: messenger RNA, 792 nt
Organism: Drosophila subobscura
Lineage: Eukaryota; Metazoa; Arthropoda; Insecta; Diptera; Drosophilidae
Exons: 2
Coding region: 46-792 (248 amino acids)
Source: RefSeq, a predicted model, not a curated record